ACUACUUCACUUCCGCUGUCGCCACCUUCUUUGUCUCUGGCCCUGGCUGCGAUUGCGCAGGACUGUUAUCUAUCUGUUUCACUAUAAUCUUGAGGAUAUAUUCACAUAUAUAUCCAUACUUUUCUGCUGUUGAAUGACAGUCGACUCUGAAAUAUAUAUGCCUAAAAGCAAAGCGCCAAAAAUGGAUGACCUGGACUACAUCCCAGUAGACCUGAGCCCAGAGGAGCGCUCUGAGCUGGAGGACAUCCGCAGGAGGAAGGGCGCCCUGCUGCAGGAGAUCCAGAGGCUCCGUGAGGAGCUCAGGGAGGCCAUCUUGGAGGUGGAGGGGCUGGAGAGCAGCACAGAGGGCAGCAAAACUCUACAAAAAAGUAGGCAUGUCGCAAUGGGGAGGAAGAAAUUCAACAUGGACCCCAAAAAGGGAAUAGUAUUUCUAGUGGAGAACGACUUGCUACGACACACUGCAGAGGACGUUGCUCAGUUCCUUUAUAAAGGAGAAGGCCUCAACAAAACUGCUAUCGGGGAUUACCUUGGCGAGAGGGAUGACUUCAACCUCAAAGUACUGCAAGCCUUCGUUGACCUCCACGAGUUCACCGACCUCAACCUCGUCCAGGCCCUCAGACAGUUCCUGUGGAGCUUCCGUCUGCCCGGUGAGGCGCAGAAGAUAGACCGCAUGAUGGAGGCCUUUGCUCAGAGAUACUGCCACUGCAACCCCGGGGUCUUCCAAAGCACCGACACGUGUUACGUGCUGUCUUUCGCUAUCAUCAUGUUGAACACCAGCCUUCACAACCCAAACGUGAGGGACAAGCCGGGGGUGGACCGCUUCAUCUCCAUGAACCGGGGCAUCAAUGAAGGGGGAGACUUGCCAGAGGAUCUGCUCAGAAACCUGUAUGAUAGCAUUAAAAACGAGCCCUUUAAAAUCCCAGAAGAUGACGGAAAUGACCUGACGCACACCUUCUUCAACCCCGACCGAGAAGGCUGGCUGCUCAAACUUGGGGGGCGGGUGAAGACCUGGAAGCGGAGAUGGUUCAUCCUUACGGACAACUGCCUCUACUACUUUGAGUACACCACAGAUAAGGAGCCUAGGGGCAUCAUUCCUCUGGAGAACCUAAGCAUCCGGGAGGUCGAAGACCCAAGGAAACCGAACUGCUUUGAGCUCUACCUCCCCAACAACCGCGGUCAGCUGAUCAAGGCCUGCAAGACGGAGGCUGACGGCCGCGUGGUGGAGGGGAACCACAUGGUAUACCGGAUCUCAGCCCCUACCCCCGACGAGAAGGACGAGUGGAUCCACAGCAUCACCUCUGCGGUCAGCGUGGAUCCCUUCUAUGAGAUGCUGGCGGCAAGGAAGAAGCGUAUAUCACUGAAGAAGAAAGAAGAGCAGCCGUAGAUGCUUUCUCCCAGCAGGGGUUUUGCUUCCAAUUCCUGUCUUUUUCCCCCCUCAUCUUAUGAGUCCUCCCAGCAUUUUUGUCUCCAUCAUUCUGGACUGUUCCUUGGUCAGUUAGCCAAUGCGUUUGUCUCUUUCAAACUCAUCUUGUGUCCCGACACGAGGCCCCCUUCCCAUCCGGUUUGUACGACUUUUCAGAAGCUAUACUCGGAGUAAAGAGCUCCUUCACUGUGGUUGCCUUUACUACCUUAGUGAUGCUAGGAUUACUACUGCUGCGACCAUAACACCACAUUAAGAGCACACCGUACUACUACUACUUCCCCUUUCUAACUACGCUCCUCACUCGUUUGACGUCAAGGUGAACUGUGAAAUUUGUCUUCUUCAGGGUAGCAAGCAAUCCUAGUACUCAAGUCACAACUUUAAUUAUUUUUGUUCAACAUUUACCAAGUAGGUAUUGACCGCUUAGCUACAGGUUCUUGCUCUGGUAGCAUUGUAAAAAACACACCAAAGUAUUGUUGUUCAUCGCUGUUCAUAUUUACAUUCACAAAGUUACAUUUGUACGGCCUAGUUGGGUCUCUAAGUUAUCUAACUAUUUGGCGGAUAAUGAGUCAUUUUCGGUUGCCAACUUCUAUUUAGCUGAGCUGUUUUGUUUUUGCGGAAUCUUAAGCUGGUUUACUGGGCUGAGACGCUUGUAUGUUUCUUGGUAUUCAUGAGCAAUAGUCAUUCUCGAGUAGAGUAGCAUGGUGCUGUUCUCGAUGGCUUGUUGAAUGCCUUUCUAACACAAUAUAAACGUACGAGUUAGGCUCAUGUUUAUGACUUGAUAUAUUGGCAUACCACAUCCCCCCCCCCCCCCCCCCCCCCCAGGUUACUGCUGCUAGAUAACUGCUUGCAUCUUUCUCACUUUACACAUCUUUCUCACUUUUUACGUUUAAUAUCUACGUUUUAAUAUAGGUGGUUUGGACACUUCCAGGUUUUUGCGUUGUGCUGGGUUUUAGCAAGACGUUGAAUGGCAGCUUUGUUAUACUGUCACCUUUUUUUGUGUAAAUAGUUGUUAGCUUAUUUGUUUACAAUACACAUAGAAGUGAUUUAAUUUAUUGUGUCAGUUUAGAAGAAUCACAUUUUUUACAAGCUACUGUAGGACUGCAUGUUAAUUGAUGGAGGCAUUAUAGGGCGAGUUGGGCCAUGCGGAUAUUUUGUACAUUUAUUGGAGACGUGCUGAUGGAUAUACAUGUAGGAUUUGAGAUUGAAGUCACUCAUCUGUGAAUCAUGUUUUGUUUUUAUUAUGGAGAAUCAUGAUCAGCGUGAUUAUGAUAAUUUUGUCAUUUGUCCAGACAUGCUAAUCAAGAUGUGACGUUAGAAGUGAGCUGUUGGUUGACUGAGUGGAUCGAACAAAGCACAAGCAGGGAGCUGUGCCACGGGCGGUUAGCUUCCUCCUCGCUGUCCAGACGAUAAACACGGUUAUUACUCUGAAGAAUUCAAACCUCAACAAUGCUUAUUACUUAUGUACCAAGUGGAAAAUUGUUUCUUGGCUGCUCCAUAGUUAUUAAAUUAUAUGCAUUAGUUUGCCAGUUGCUUGGAAUUGAACCUGUUGGUUGGAAAUGCUGCAGCUCUGUAGGAUAACUGUCCCGCACUUUAUCAUUUUGUUAUUUUCUUUGCAAUUUUGAAGCUUUUUCAAAUGCUCAUAUUUGACUGUUGAUACUAAUACUCUCUUAGCGCCCUCUAUCAGUGAUUUGACAUGCCUGCAAAGUCCUUGAAGGUUUUGCUGUGACUUGUGGGGAUACAUGUAAAUGUGAACACUAACCCCAUCGCCAGGUCCGUUCCCACUACAGGAAGCAGCAAAGAUAUACUUGAUCAAUAUAUUGCAAUAGAUCUGCUUGUUGUGCACCACUGCCCUUGCCCUCUGGUGCAUCGGCUAAAUGUAGAGGCAAGCCUUUAAUCUGACCUGAUGUUGCUUCUAAGACAUAACUGAAGCGUGGUCCUUGUGGGAAAGAUUAAGGAAUGCCUUCUGUUCACCUGGGUUUUACCAAAAUACACUAAACUAAAAGCCCCGCCUCCCCGCCCCUGCGCUCCUAUUGAAUGAAGGUUCGAACUUGUCAUAUGACAGGGCCUUGAUCUACCGGGGUAUCUUGAUGUGCAAAGUUGCCAAAAGCUGUUGGGACAUUUACAAUAAGUUAUCCCAACACUGACGGAUGGAUCUUAAUGAUCAGCCACAUGACUGAAACUGGGCUGAUGGUACCUGAUUCCUCAACCACCUCUCUUCCAGAAAUGUAGUUUAUUUUGUAUUUAUUUAUUUUUGUUUAUUGCAGGAUGGGUAGAUCAUCUGUAAAUGUAGCAAAACAAAAACCGAGGUAUGUUGUGUCAGGAAACUACUGUGUAACAAUAAAAGGUGAACUGAAAUGAA
Messenger RNA from Gadus morhua (Atlantic cod), 3782 nucleotides. It is a transcript of the gene cyth2, whose product is annotated as cytohesin 2. The coding region runs from base 134 to 1384 and encodes 416 amino acids. NCBI's taxonomy places the organism in Eukaryota, Metazoa, Chordata, Actinopteri, Gadiformes, Gadidae. Gene Ontology annotation, molecular function: guanyl-nucleotide exchange factor activity. The record is from RefSeq and is a predicted model, not a curated record. The transcript is spliced from 12 exons. Gene Ontology annotation, biological process: regulation of ARF protein signal transduction.